AUGAGUUUGAUGCUUAAGGUUCAGAAAGUAGAUAUGCGAGUUGCAGAGUAUUUGGAUGAAGCUAGUAGGGAUAGGUGGGCUAGAGUUUAUGCAACUGUUAGUCGAGGUUGGACAAUGACUUCUAACAUAGCGGAAUGUAUUAACAAACAUCUUCUAGCUGCUAGAGAACUGCCGAUAUAUGACUUUCUGGAAGAUAUUGAACCAUCAACAGAAUUUGUGUACACGGUACAUGAUGGACGAAGGCGUUUCAUUAUUAAUCUGAGUAACAAAACAUGCAGUUGUCGUAUGUUUCAAUUAGACGAAAUCCCAUGUCCGCAUGCAUGGGCUGUUAUAAAACAGAAACAUUUGGUUGUUGAUGAUUAUUGCUCUGAUUUAUUCAAGCCGGAGACAGUUGUAAAGACAUACGAUAUUGCUGUGGAUCCUCUACCAAACGAGCGUGAAUGGAAAAUUUCAAAAGACAUCUUGGAUGAAGUGGUGUUGCCGCCGAGAUACAAAAGACCACCUGGUAGGCCAAAGAAGAGGCGUGACAAACCUUUACAUGAAUUAAUGGCUGGAAAAAAGAGACAUGCUUGCAAAGACUUGUGGACAACUUGGACACAAUAG
Lycium ferocissimum is the source of this 603-nucleotide messenger RNA. RefSeq lists its product as uncharacterized. Gene Ontology annotation, molecular function: zinc ion binding. The transcript has 2 exons. Lineage: Eukaryota; Viridiplantae; Streptophyta; Magnoliopsida; Solanales; Solanaceae. Bases 1 to 603 code for a protein of 200 amino acids. The record is from RefSeq and is a predicted model, not a curated record.